Haliotis rufescens (red abalone) is the source of this 1871-nucleotide messenger RNA. RefSeq names its product copper transporter 2-like. Gene Ontology annotation, cellular component: membrane. Bases 183 to 806 code for a protein of 207 amino acids. The transcript has 5 exons. Gene Ontology annotation, molecular function: copper ion transmembrane transporter activity. The record is from RefSeq and is a predicted model, not a curated record. Gene Ontology annotation, biological process: copper ion transmembrane transport. Lineage: Eukaryota; Metazoa; Mollusca; Gastropoda; Lepetellida; Haliotidae.
UAUGGAGUUUCUCACGGUCGUCCUUAUCAAGUAAUUAACUCGGAGACCUUCGUGGAACAAUAGUCUCAACCGACGCUGGACAGGAUCUAUUACAAGCAGCUCCCAAACACCAACAUAACAUCGAUACUCAACGCUGCCGUGACGCCAGGGGGUGAACGUGUGGUCAAACAUAUAUUCGCUCAAUGAAUGACCUCACCCAUGACGAUGCCAGUUCACACAAACACAACACGAGUCAUCUCACUCAUCAUAAACAUCAGAUGUAUCUGGCAGCCUCCUCUUCACUGCCUUUCCUCGGCCACAUCUGGGAUACUGACUCCGUACAGGUUCUGGCAACAGCGUCAUUGGUGUCCGCCAUUGCCACGGUGUUGUUCGAGUUCAUCAAUGGUUAUUUCUUCUACAAGGAACAGAGCGCGUCUUACAGCUCCACACAGCGACAACGAAAGAAACUCCACGUCUGCCUCACAUUUCUCUACAUUAUCCGAGUCCUGGUGAGCUAUCUGCUGAUGUUAGCUGUUAUGUCAUUCAAUGUAUGGAUAUUCAUUUGUGUGAUUCUCGGAUCCGCCAUUGGCUACUUUACUGUGCAACCAGUGCUCAGAUACUACUUCCGGCGGAUGUUACAGCCAAGUCAUGUGACUGCAAGGGGUGACCAAAAAAACGAAAUGUUGGAAACCGACCCAAUUAGGCCGAAAAAUGAUUUUGAUGAGACGGUGCCGAUGUAUGUUGGACAGAAAGAAUCUGCACAAAUGUGUAAUAUGGACGUUGGACACAGACAUACUGGACAAGACUACAACACGGAUGAUAUGUAAAGAAUUCUAUAUUCAUGUGCAUUUUCCGGAAGUGAAGCUCAGUUACGUUUUUGCACGACAAGAUGCUGCAGCAGUAGUCUUCAACAAACGCGACCUUGACCUUCGAAACCCCAGCGUACGUUACUCGGUUUCAACUUUGUAUGUUUGUUUGUUCGUUGUUUAACGCAGAAACAAGGUUUCGAAUCAGCGACCAGCGGCUUCUGGCACGACUUAGGGUCGCAACUCUGCUAAAGUUGCCAAAUUGGAGAGUGAGUACUUUAGUAUUCUGCCAUGACUUCGUGAAAUACACGAAUUUGAAUGGACAAUCAAUAAUAUCACAAAAAACAUUAGACAUAAUCAAUUUGGAUUUUUUUAAAAAUGCGUCUGAUUUUAUGACCGCUUCACUGCGCACUUAUUCAAACGACAACACUACAAUCUUCUCAAAGUUGCACAAAUGUAAAAACUGGCAAGUUCGCCUCUUUCGACAUUUCAAACUGUUCUGUAACUGUCAACAACUACUCUUAAGAAAAUAUUGAGGUCAGGCCACUCGAUGUAGUGUUGACAGGGGUACUGUAGCACGUCUUGCCUAACAGUUAACCUUGUUUCUAGUGGCCUUUCCCCCAUAAGCAAUCUGUUGCUUAUUUCAACCUAUUCAAUUGUUGCAGUGAAAAAUAUUUGUUUCUUUUGACGAAUAUUUUUUACUUACAAUGAUUAGAAAACGUAUCAAAGGAACCCACAUCCCCUUCACAGACGAGUUCAAUUCAACUUUGUGUCAUGCCAGAUUAUACAGUCUUCUGUGCAAGGCACGAACUAGUUCGAUUUUGAAAUAAUCGUCUAUGGUAGAACGGAGAUAAACUGACUGUGUUUGAAAAGCAGAUUAAUGUUAGACCACGUUUAUAGCCUCUUCGCGUUCAGUUUCAAAUGAAAUGUAGAGGCUAUGAGUUCAGUGUGACAUUAAUCUAGUUUUCAAACAGUAGGUACGAAACAUGGUUUGGUUUGACUUCUCGGCCCGUGUCUGAAUUCCAUUAACAUGUUACAUAUCCUAAAACUGAUUAAUUAGCAAAUCUCGCUGCACUGCGCGCGACA